This is a messenger RNA of Liolophura sinensis, 6565 nucleotides long. Its product is annotated as E3 ubiquitin-protein ligase rfwd3.L-like. The coding region runs from base 167 to 2266 and encodes 699 amino acids. Gene Ontology annotation, biological process: protein ubiquitination; interstrand cross-link repair. The transcript is spliced from 15 exons. Gene Ontology annotation, cellular component: nucleus. Gene Ontology annotation, molecular function: ubiquitin-protein transferase activity; protein binding. NCBI's taxonomy places the organism in Eukaryota, Metazoa, Mollusca, Polyplacophora, Chitonida, Chitonidae. The record is from RefSeq and is a predicted model, not a curated record.
UGUGGGAUAUCCUGAUAACAACCAGUGCAAUAAAACAGGUGUAGGGCUCUAAGUUACUUUUUCAGUGUGGGGGCGAUGUCCUUUCUAUUUUCCUUUCAGCAUACAACAACAACGUGAUGUUGAUCAUGAGAAAUUUUGGGGAAAAACGGAUCAACGAAAGGGACUGAUGGACUUAAGUGACGAUGAUGUGGUGGAGAUUGUUCCCCCUUCUCCACCGCCACUGCCAACACAGGCCGCAAAUUCUCUGCCACAGCUGAGUGAGGGGGAGAUAACUGUUGCUAGAGAGGUAGAGGUUAGAGAAAGACAAGAAGCUAACACUAGUGGAGGAGAAGAGGCCGCCAUGGAUGAGGCAGAGAUUGUGCAAGAUUUGGCUGCUGAUGAUGAUGAGACUGCAUCAGGAGAAGAUAACUCUGAUGUGGAGAUCCUGGAUGUUGCUGGUGAAGAGGUGGAGGUCAUUGUAGAGGACACGGCCGAUUCAGACGCUAAUGACGCAGAUGGAAAUAACGCUGAGCCUGCUGAUGCGAAUGUCCAGUUGAAUGACCCACCGAGUCGCCCCGCCACUCCACUACCCCCGGAGUUACCUUCCCAUGGUGAAGCGUCCUCUACAGCUAGUCCUGAAGAAGAUGCAUCGCUCUUAGGAGAGAGAGAGACUGGUGGAACAACAGCUGUUCUGCCAGCUGUAAUCCCCUCCCCAGCCAGGCCUCAAGCCAACACGCGAGGCUCUCAUGGCGACUUCCGAACGCCGAAACGCCGUAAACUGAUGUCACCUCUCAAACCGACUAGUGCUGAGGAGGAUGAGGAUGAUGCUGAUAGCUGCCCAAUAUGUUUUGAGCCAUGGACAAACUCUGGUAAACACAGACUGGCCUCUCUCAGAUGUGGUCAUCUAUUUGGACAAAGCUGUAUAGAGAAAUGGUUACGUGGGCAUGGGGGUAAAUGUCCACAUUGUAACGCCAAGGCGAAGAGACUGGAUAUUCGGGUUAUCUAUGCUAAAAGUCUUAAGACUCUGGAUACGACUGAGAGAGACCGAGCUCUAGAGCAAGUGGAAAAGGAGAAAGAGUUGAGGAAGAAGGCUGAGUUAGCACGGGCUCAGGCACGCCUCCAUUACCAGCUGGCCAUAGAGGAGUGCAACAGACUGAGGUCUGAGCUGGACAAGGCCAGGCAGCAGCUGCAGCAGUACAGAUCUAACCCUGGAUUGACCCCCUCCACAUCUGGUCACUCAUCACAGGCUAACAAGGGCCAGUUUAAACCUUUCAAAGUCAUCAAGAUAUUGGAGACUGGGGGCUGUAGGGUCCUGAGUUAUAGUGCUUCCCAUGCUACACUUGUCAUCUCACAGCCCUCUAACAGCCCACUCUUCCCAGGAUUUGGGGUCAAAAAGUUAAAUGUGAUGGAUUUCAAAACCACCCAGUAUAUGACUGUUCAUUCCAAACCUAUCCGGGACCUGUGUUUUCACCCUGUGACUGGAGAUGGCUUUUUACUAAGUGGUGCCAUGGACAAAACUGUCAAACUGUCCAACCUAAUGAGCAGCACGGUUAUACAGAGUUAUGAAACAACCAUGCCAGUGUGGAGCUGUGUCUGGAACACUGAUGACAGGAAUUACUUCUACGCUGGGCAACAGAAUGGGACAGUUCUGGAGUUUGACAUUCGUAACACCCAGGAAUUCGUCCAGCAGUUAAACACUGAGGGUUCCCGGGCACCUGUCGUGUCCUUACAAUACAUCCCUGCUGAUCAACAGUCUUUGUUCAGGCCUGGCGGGUUGCUGGUCGGUCAGCUGGACCGUAUCACGUUCUAUGAGAGGAAGUCUGAGGAGUAUAAACUACACCUGUUCCCGGCGGAUGGCAACCUGACAAGUCUUAAUUUUGAGCCUCAGACUAGACAUAUACUGACAAGCUUCCGGCCCACAGCAAAGCAUCCGACUGUCAGGCACGUGAUUAGUGAGCUGACCUGCAGGGACAUCAGCACGGACCCAUCAGACAUAGAGACCCUGUGCUCCAGUAAUGCUGUUCAAACCUUCCACGGAGGCCGCUCCCAAAAGAUCCUGUCCAAGACACUUUUGAUGCCGUGCCCAUCUGACAACACCCGGGUGCUCACCUGUGCAGGGGACGAGUCUUCUGGCGCGGUGCACGUUUGGGAUGGCAGUGAUGGCCAGUUAUUACAGAAGUUGCCUGUAGGGGGCGCUGUUGUGGACAUGUGUGAAGUGGACAUUAACAACCAGCAUUAUUUGGCAUCACUGACAGAGAAAUCUGUGACUAUCCAUCAAUGGGUGUAACCACUGACCAUUCAGAAUCUGUGAUUUUUUAUGCCGUUUUAGAUGUGAAAUGUGUUUGUGAGCUGCUCAAAUGUGCAAUUUUCAUGACAGAGCCACUGCCAUUGUGUACCUCAUUAUUUACGAUCUUUUUUUUUUAUGCUAAAAGAGGAAACAAAUUUGUGCACUUUUGCAGCAUCUUCCCUGUUCCCAUCCUGUUUAUUCAUGUGCAAGGUGAAGAUGGUUUGGUAUUUGCAAAAGUAAGAGACUUCCAUGUGGUGCCUCUUUAUGAGGAACCAUAAACAUGGUGUAGAAAAUGGACAACGUCAGUGUGGACAGUGUGUACUUGAACUGCUUGAGGGCAAAGGGCUUACUUACUGCCCAGUUGGGAUGACCAGAGCCGAACACAAAGAACUAAAUUCUAUGAAACAACCAUGAUUUAAAGAUUGCCCCCCCCACUCCCCUGCACAAAGUUGAAGAGCUCCAUUUUAUUUUCAGCAAAUAAAAUCAUUUUAGUGGGUCAUACUUGUAAAGGCUGUGACUUAAAGAAGAAAGAAAGAAAAAAAAAACAUUGCAUAUAUUUCCACAACAAAAUGUUACAUAUUGCUGAGAGUAUAACUCUGUGGCUGUGAUCUUGUGUGAGUUUUACCCUCUUUGUUUCAUUUUUGCAAUGCUUGUUGUCUGUACAUACUUAUAGUAGUUGUAAAAAGUGUUAGCAGUUAGCUAAUACAAUGUUAUUAAAUCCCACGUUGUACAUUAAGGUCUGUACAUAUUGUGACUUGGAAAUCAGGGAGGUUGUGGUGUGUUUGAGUUGUAAGGUGAAAAUCAGUGAGGUUGUCCUGCGUUUCAAAGUUAUGAGGUGGAAAUCAGUGAAAUUGUGAUAUGUUUCAAAAGUGUGAGGUUGGAAUAAGUGCAUGGUCCCGAGUUGUGAAUACCGUGCAGUGAGAAUCAGCGAGGUUGUCUAUUUUGUUCUGUGAGAAUCGCGAGGUCUUUCUUGAGCAUCAGGCAUGAACGAAUGAGAUUGUGAUGUCUAGGUUUUGGGAGAAAAUGAUCUAUUCUUCCAAGUUUUGAGAGGUUUUAAAUAAUGUGAUUAAGCACUGGUUUAGUAUUACUAGAUGUGGUGAUGAGUUUUCAUCACAUUCAUUGAUAAUAUACUUACUGCUAUAGAGUAGAUUUGUACUUACAUAUGCUCCACACCAGUUAAAAUAAGGAUAAGUAUUCAAAUCAUGACUUGAGUCACACUUUGUACAACACGUACACACCUGCAUAAACUCCAAUAUUACUGAUGUCUCAUCCUGAUGGAAGCUCAGGUAGCUGAUGAAAAGCAAAUGAAAACAAAAAUGUGGGGCAAAUAUUUUGCUGUGUACAGUUUAGUCUGAUUUUACAUGCAGGCUAUGCUGACACGAUUGUGGCAAGGACCUGUUCAUCUUGUUCAUACACAAGGCCAUAUCUGGAGCCAUUUUAUUUCUGGUAAAUGUUUGUUCACCACAACUAAUCAAACUGUAUCAAAACCAAAAAGUAAACUAAAUAGAAAUAUCAUUGUUAACCUAUAAAAAGUUAAGUUUUCAUUCAGAACUCUUUCAUUCGCAGAAUUAAAAGCUAUCAAAAAUCGUCAAUUUGAGAUAGAAUUAUUUCAUUUCACGCGGCCAUACUGUCACCUUUAAAGUUUGGAAUCAGAGCCUUCAGUUCUUUGCUAGAUAUGAAAAUAUAGCUGUCGAAAAGCUGAGUGCCAAAUUUGCCAUCAGGGCUAGUUUGUUCAGCAGAAAUUGCUGUUAAAAAAAAGUAUAAGCUCCUUCUGCAAGUCUUCAACCAUUUUAACCUCUAAAGCACUCCUCUGAGGAUUUUAUGCAUACUGUUGUUGUGAAAAUGAUGCUAAACAAAACAAUUUGUUUGGCUCACUAAAGAUGCAAGUUUCAUAGCACUGUGCAAAGUAUUUUUCUACACCCCAUAAAGGGGUUGAAAAACAAGUAAGGCAUUCCACAUUUAGAAGGAGAUGUUAAACCAGAAUGAUGACCUAAGGGAUGCAGUUAUCAAUUAAAUAUGGUCUUGAAGUCCACCAUGAACCACCUUGGGAAGGUACAUGUAGAUGAGACCAUGAACUCUGAUAAAGGGGACAGUGUGAUUUGAGGCCAUUGCAAUCUCCAUUGAAAAUGAUGGUCUGAUUGGUGCAAGUUAAGUUCCACAUGGAUGCUCCUGUGUAAUUUCAUGGCUCGUGUCAGAGAAAUGGUAUGCACUCUAGCACUAUCUUGUAAGCCUUUUUGGAAAACUAAUGUUGCCUAGUUUACAUACUUGCUUUGUAUGCAUGUAAUUUCUUUGUCUUUACAUUUUAGAAGUGGAGGUAACCGUUGGUCUUUGUUUUAAUUUACUUGUAAUUGUAUCUAUUUUAGACAAAGCUCUUCAUGCUGGCUCAGAAGGUCCCUAACUGUGUAAUGGUUUUUGUUUAGUUUUAUUAGUUUAUUUAUUUUCUUUUAAUCAUUUAGAGCUUUUAUAGAAGUAUGAUACAUGUACCAAGCAUAUAAAAACAAUUUACAGAAUUACUGGAUUUCUGGAAAAUUCAGAUACAUGUUCUUGCUAGUAUUGGGGAUGUCACAGUGAUGAGGAGCUACCACUACAGUACACUACUGUAGUAGCUUCUUGGUAGCAAGAAAACAGUACAGGCUACCAUUUCUGGAAAAAGGUGCGUCAAGCAUGUGCUUAGUGCAUUAGGCUCUGCUUAACAAAAUUUAAAAAUAAGAGGUUAUAUACAUUGUGCAUGCAUAUCUGUGGAGUAAAUGGGUGCUAGACCUUUGAUACACAGUUUAAAGAAAUCAUGAUUGGACAUUUAUAGGAUUCACAUGUAUUUAAGACAAAAUGCUCAAUAAAACUUAAUAAAUCAUUUUCCGUCAUCUCACUAAAAUCCGCCUUAAGUCUUUUGUUCUUGCUUGCACUGUGAAAUUUAUGGAGAUGUCCAGUUGAAACCUCAGUGGCCAAUCUGUUGACUAGAUAGAAAACUAAAUUAAUGAUCUGCCAACAAAACUGAAAACAUCUUGAAGACUUGUUUUUACUUGCACUUGGUGGAAUUUUACGGAGAUAUCCUGUUAAAACCUCGGUGGCCAGUCUACUGACUGGAUACUUGUAGUUACUGUGGUUUCUGCAUCACCAGGUAAAUGAUGCAGAAAUGGAAUAUUACUUAUAAUUAAAUACGUUGCAAAUCGACUACCACUGACAGUCAGAAUAGACGAGUGUCCAGGGAGUAAGUUUUGUUGUAUUUCACACAUCAGGGCUCACUUGCACAAAGCCCCCUUAGCGUUAAAGGAGAAGAAACCUUAAAAAAAAUGUCACUAUAUGCUGAAAGGGGCACAUUUUUUUCUAUCUGGUGGUGCCUGUUGCAUAAUUUUGCGAUGUUUCCCUGCCACAAACGUAAAGCCUGAAAACGGCAAAGCUGGCAUAAAUCGAUGAGUCCAUUCCAUCCUCCAUCUUUAACACCUGUAAUUUAUGCCGGGUGGAGGGGAGUAGGGGGUGGCUCUCAGCCAAUGAGGGUUUUUUAAACUGCAGGCUUGUUCUUGUGAACUCAACCCAUGUCCAACAUUCCGGUUUCCCCAUCGUCAGGAGGAAAAUGAACUGUACUGUUCGCUACCUUCUGGGAAGAAGAGUUCUACUGGAAAUGUAUGAACUGCACUUUGGCGGUUUCCGACAACAAUCCUCCUCCUAACACAGAAGACUUCAGGACUAGUUCUUAGGAAAAAUGGAGUCGUCCAUAGCAGAUUUUGGCGCUGACUUUAUUUAUAAUUUAUCAACUUGAAGUACUUAUUAGAAUUUCUUUUAUGGCAUGCACCUGCGAGGAAAUGCAUGCUCUUUUCCAUGGUAUUUGAUAUUUAAGUUUUAUUGUCCUUUUAAGAAGACCCCCAAUGCUGGGCCUUCCAAGCUGCAUGCAGAUAGUUUAAUGUCCCCUGAAGCCAUUUUGAUCAUUUAAAACAUGGAAAAGUGAGGAAAAAUGGUAGAAUUUGGCGAUCAAACAUCACAAAAUUUACCCCUUUAUGAUCAAGUCACCGUUGACCUUGUGACAUCACGGCAGUCAAUUCGCCAUCAGCCAUGCUGGCUUCUCUAUGUGUAAAACGCAGACCACAGGAGACAAUCGCUAUACUUUUACAACUAAUUUGGAUAUUAUUCCAUACUCAAGUGUGGCUUCAUAUAGCAGUAACGCAGAAUACUGUAAAGUUACAUUUUCUCAACUGAUUGAGAAAAUAUGGACCAGAUUUCUCAUCGUAAACACCCUUUCAUCACGGAGGACAUGAUCAAUCGUAGUGGUACAUGUAUGAGACUUCCGAAAAGAAAAGGCCGAAA